AUGGUGCAACGGAACUACGUCAUCGCGAUCAUCGUGAUCGUGCUCUUCGUCCUACUAGCCUUGGUGGGCUAUGCCAUCUACGCCAUCCAGAACAGAGUCUCGCUCUUCGCGAAGCGGGAGAAGGAGCUCGACGAGGAAGAAGACACUCUUGGCCGAGCCAUCGAAUUGCCUCCCCCACCGCUGGCGGUGCCGAGCGCCGUGGCGGUCGAUGUGCCGGCCCCACGAGCCACCAGUCCCGUCUUCCCCGUGGCGUACUCGUACCUGCAGGAGGAGUGGGAAGGCGCCGGUUCGCGACGGAGCGUGAGCGGCCGGCUCCACUGGGAGGAUGGGCGAGAUACCUGGUUCUGA
Cyphellophora europaea CBS 101466 is the source of this 348-nucleotide messenger RNA. RefSeq lists its product as uncharacterized. Bases 1 to 348 code for a protein of 115 amino acids. NCBI's taxonomy places the organism in Eukaryota, Fungi, Ascomycota, Eurotiomycetes, Chaetothyriales, Cyphellophoraceae. The record is from RefSeq and is a predicted model, not a curated record. The transcript is spliced from 2 exons.